GUGCCCCGUUCCGAGCCUGACAACCAGCCCCUCGGGGCCGCCUCCGCCGCGGGAGCGCCCGGCAGCGAUCGUGCGGGAGAUAGCCCGGAGAUAUGCGCCCUGCCCUUCCCUUCCCUUCCCUUCCCUUCCCUUCCCUUCCCUUCCCUUCCCUUCCCUUCCCUUCUUCUGGCUGCCUUGCCAGACCCCUGGGUUUGGCUGUGCAGCAGGGGGAAGAUGCUGUUGUAGACGAGCUUCGGCUGGGGCCACUGUAGCCGCGCUUACCUUGCCUUUCUCUCUCUUUGCCAUUUCUCCUAGCGAAAAUCUUACUUAGAUGCUCUUACGGCUGUUUUUGUCUUAGUGCCAGCUUUAUUAACUCUCAGUGUGAGCUUGGAUACUUGGUUGUUUUGUUUUGUUGUUUUCCUCUGGUUAAUGAACGUACUUAGUAAGUUGCGUUUUGCAAUUGCUCCUUGUGCGCGCAAUCGUUUUUAAAUUAUUAUCAAUUAUGAACUUGUGAAAGGAGUUAAGUAGUAGGUGUGUGUUGUGGCAAGGUGAAGAUACUUACGUGGGUAUGUUUGCACUAGUUUGAUUAACUAGUACAGUCACCGUGGAAAUGUAAGAGCCAAAGCAUUACCUGCUGGAAGCUGGAAAGUUGAGUAUUGGCACGUUUGAGCCUUUGUCUAGCAGCCGUUGUCAUCUCAAAAUCAGUUAGGUGGCAGAGUUCAGUCUUAAAAUUCACUGGGCCAGUGUUCAAAUUUACAGCUUUACUCUUUCUUACAAAACUAAUUUGGGUAAAAGCAUUUUGUGCCUGAAUGUGUGGCUGUAAGAACUAUAGGACAGUAAGUGUUGUUUGCAGCAAGAAGUCACUGAAUUGCAAGGGCUGUAUUGUUUGGGGAGAGGGAGGGGUUUUGUUGGUUUUGGUUUUGAUUUUGUUGUUGUUUUGGGGUUUUUUGUUGUUUCACAAGUUAAUUGGAUCAAUUUAGAGAAAUUGUUCUCACCUUGAAUUGUUGAAGAGGUUUGUCUCACUACAAGUAUCUGCGUGGCCUUGUUGCAUACAGCACCUGGAAGACAUCAGUGGAAAUUGGAGUGUGACAAGUUAGCGGAGGAAGGGAGUUGUUUUUUUCCAUUCCAUGGAUCCCUUGGGUGCUCCUUCCCAGUUUGUGGAUGUUGAUAGCCUGCCAGGCUGGAGUGAUGCCUAUGAGGCCAAGCAGCUGGAUUGCCACCAAAGUCCCGUUGAAAAAGCUCGAGUUGAUGUUAGAUCACCUUUUCCAUACAGGAAAGACAUCAAUGAAAAAAUAAUCUUGUGGAAAGGAGAUGUCGCAUUACUGAACUGCACAGCCAUCGUAAACACCAGCAAUGAGACUCUCACAGAUAAGAACCCAGUGUCUGAGAGUAUAUUCAUGCAUGCUGGCCCUGACCUGAAGGAUGAGCUCCAGAAGCUCAAAGGCUGCAGGACAGGUGAGGCCAAGCUGACGAAAGGAUUUAACCUGGCUGCGCGCUUCAUCAUUCACACGGUGGGCCCCAAGUACAAGAGCCGGUACCGCACGGCGGCCGAGAGCUCCCUGUACAGCUGCUACCGCAACGUCCUGCAGCUCGCCAAGGAACAGGCAAUGUGCUCCGUAGGAUUCUGUGUCAUUAACACUCUGAAAAGAUGCUACCCCUUGGAGGAUGCAACCCACAUAGCACUGCGCACAGUUAGGAGGUUUCUGGAGGUUCAUGGAGAGACUCUGGAGAAGGUGGUAUUUGCUGUCUCUGAGCUUGAAGAGGCCACUUACCAGAAGCUGCUGCCUCUGUAUUUUCCGAGAUCGCUGGAAGAAGAAGUCCAGUCCUUGCCUUACCUCCCUGCAGAUAUUGGCAACGCAGAAGGGGAGCCGGUAGUACCAGAGCGGCAGAUCAGGAUUACUGAAAAGCCAGGCGUUCCAGAUGAUGCUUCAGAUGAAGAGGGUCUGGAGACAGAUUUGUCUUUCAUUGGGUCCCAUGCUUUUGCCCGCAUGGAGGGAGACGUUGAUAAACAGAGGCGCCUCAUCCUUCAGGGACAAUUGUCAGAGGCAGCACUGCAGAAACAGCAUCAGAGGAAUUAUAAUCGCUGGCUGUGUCAGGCAAGAGCUGAAGACCUCUCUGACAUUGCUUCUCUUAAAGCUUUGUACCAGACUGGUGUAGAUAACUGUGGCCGCACUGUGAUGGUGGUUGUUGGAAGGAAUAUCCCCGUAACAUUGAUAGACAUGGAAAAGGCUCUUCUCUAUUUCAUCCAUGUCAUGGAUCAUAUUGCAGUGAAGGAAUAUGUUCUGGUGUACUUCCAUACACUUACGAAUGAUUACAAUCAACUAGACUCUAACUUCCUGAAGAAACUCUAUGAUGUUGUUGAUGCCAAGUACAAGAGGAACUUGAAGGCAUUGUAUUUUGUCCACCCAACAUUUCGUUCAAAGGUCUCAGCAUGGUUUUUCACAACCUUUACAGUCUCAGGGCUAAAGGACAAAAUCCACUAUGUGGAAAGCCUUCAGCAGUUGUUCACAGCCAUACCCCCAGAACAGAUGGAUCUUCCCCCUUUCGUCCUAGAGUAUGAUGCCAGGGAAAAUGGGCCUUACUAUUCUUCUUAUCCUCCAUCCCCUGACUUGUGAUCUGCAGUCCUGUGAUGCUGCCAGUUUCCCAUGGAUCCAAUGACCUGAUGCCUGCCAAAACCUGUGCAUUUUCCCAUGUACAGAAUUCAGAGAGAGGGUUUUCCUCCCCCAGCUCUGAUAUUUUUUUACUGAUAUUUUCAAGCACUCAAGCAAUCAGAGAACUUUAUGCCACUGUGAACUGUACAACUAUUUCAAAUAUAUUUAUCCAAUGGAAAAGCUGAUUUAAAGAUCACUAGGUGCGUUUGUUUGUUUUGUUGUUGUUGUUGCUGCUGUUGUUUCUGGAAGCUGUUACAUUAUUUUUCUGAAGAGACUUUCUCUUUUCUGGGAAAUCUUUCAAAAGCACUUGAUCAUGUUUUUAACUGUUAUUUUGAGCUCUGUUUGUCAUACCCACUUCUGACUGGUCUGUACAAAUAUUGUGUAGUACCAGCCUGACACAUCACUCAUUGUAUGGUCUGUGUUUCACAUCUGAUUACUUUACCUUUCUGUUAGUACUGAUUACUUUAGUCUUGACCCAGCAAAACUAUCUGGAAUUGGGAAUGCCAUGUCUGCAGGCUGACAAAGCACUACAGCCAAGCCAACACUACUCCAGGAUUUAGUCCCAUAAACUGCUAAGUGAGCUAGGAGCCUUGAAAAAGUCCCUGUCAGUUUUCACUGGAUGAUGUGAAGGACCAUGUCAGGAUGCCACUACCCUCCCAGUAAGAAUAAAACUGA
Messenger RNA from Cinclus cinclus, 3305 nucleotides. It is a transcript of the gene GDAP2, whose product is annotated as ganglioside induced differentiation associated protein 2. Lineage: Eukaryota; Metazoa; Chordata; Aves; Passeriformes; Cinclidae. Bases 1107 to 2594 code for a protein of 495 amino acids. The transcript has 14 exons. The record is from RefSeq and is a predicted model, not a curated record.